AAAGAGGAGCUGGACCCCCUACACAACAACAACAAAAUCUGCGCGCUCGGGGCCGGCGCCGCUGCCGUCGUCCCGCCCUCCUGCCACCUGCCGCCGCCUCCGCCCUAGGGGUCAGUUGGAGAGCUGGGCCGCGCCCUUUGGCCAACUUCUCUGACUGCUACCCGCUCCGCCUCGCGAGACCCGGGGUGGGCCGUGCCGGCCUCCGCGGAGCAGCAAGAAGGGAGCGGCCGCCGCCGAGAACGCCCGCCCCGACUGUGCUGUUGGCCGCCCUGUUGGGCGCGGAGGGCGGCGGUGGCGGGCCCUGCUGCCGUGUCUCAGUCCGGAGCCAGGCGGAGCCCGGACCUGGCGGGGAGAGCUGCACCCACGGCCGGGCACCCAGACCCCGCCGCCGCCGCCACCACCACCACCGUCUCUGUCCAUCCUUGGUACUGGCAAUGGCCUUCGUAUCGCCCGAUGCACUCGUGACUGAAUUGAACACAGAAUACUAAGAACUCACUUCCGUCCCCAUCCUAGCCGCGCCGGCGGUAAACACUUCGGCUCAUUAGGGCUCAUUGCUGCUCCUCUUUGACCGUCCGACUUUGGGGCACCAUGGACCAAAGUGGGAUGGAGAUUCCUGUGACCCUCAUCAUUAAAGCACCGAAUCAGAAAUACAGUGACCAGACUAUUAGCUGCUUCUUGAACUGGACCGUGGGGAAACUAAAAACGCAUCUAUCUAACGUGUACCCUAGCAAACCAUUGACGAAGGAUCAGAGAUUGGUUUAUUCUGGCAGACUGCUUCCUGAUCAUCUGCAGCUGAAAGACAUUCUCAGAAAACAAGAUGAGUAUCAUAUGGUUCAUCUAGUUUGUACUUCUCGGACUCCUCCCAGUUCUCCAAAAUCCAGUACCAACAGAGAAAGUCGGGAAGCGUUGGCAUCCAGCAGCAAUUCUAGUUCAGAUCAUUCAGGAUCAACAACUCCAUCAUCCAGUCAAGAAACUUUGUCGUUAGCUGCCGCGUCUUCCUCUGAAGGAUUGAGGCAGCGUACCCUUCCACAAGCACAAACUGACCCAGCACAGUUUCCAUAUGUAAUGCAAGGAAACAUAGACAACCAGUUUCCUGGACAAGCUGUAGCACCUGCAAUCCCAGUGUAUCCUGCUUUCAGCCCACUGCAGAUGCUGUGGUGGCAACAGAUGUAUGCUCAUCAGUAUUAUAUGCAAUAUCAAGCUGCAGUUUCAGCUCAGGCCACAUCAACUGCUAACCCAGCCCAGCCUGCUGUAUCACAGCCUCUAAAUUUGCCACAUGUUCCUGGAGAAGAACCCCCACCACCCCCAAACCUUGUGGCCCAAGAAAAUCGACCCAUGAAUGAGAAUGUUCAAAUGAAUGCACAGGGAGGUCCAGUGCUAAAUGAAGAAGACUUCAAUCGUGACUGGCUAGACUGGAUGUACACAUUCUCACGUGCUGCCAUUCUCCUUAGCAUUGUUUACUUCUAUUCUUCUUUUAGUCGGUUUAUCAUGGUAAUGGGAGCCAUGCUACUGGUUUAUUUACACCAAGCUGGAUGGUUUCCUUUUAGGCAAGAAGGAGGUCAGCAACAGGCUCCCAACAACAUUGAUGUUAACAAUGAUGGGCAAAAUGCAAACAACUUAGAACUUGAAGAAAUGGAGCGCCUUAUGGAUGAUGGGUUUGAUGAUGAGAGUGGAGAAGAUGGAGGUGAAGAUGUCGGUGCAAUUCAAAGGCCUGGAUUAAUAGCUUCAGCUUGGUCUUUUAUCACCACCUUCUUUACGUCACUAAUACCAGAGGGGCCUCCCCAGGUUGCCAAUUAGACCUGAAAAACUGUGCCUGCAGCAAAGGAGGGUCUGACUUUAGGAAAGUGGUUUAAAUAACAGUGCAAUUUCAAAAAAAAAUUUAUAACUUUCUUUUGAUCAUCAUGUACAGAGGUGUUCUUUUCUUUAAGCUCCUCAUAUGAAUAUUUUAAGCACAAAUGGACUACUAAAUGUGUGAUUUUUUUUUUUUUUUUUUUUAAAGAUCCUAACAGAACAUAGCAUAACAAUAUUGGUCUUCCAGGUUUUUUUUUUUUUUUAAUUUCAAUUAUGUGUAGUGUAUCAAGACAGACUUACUUGGGCAUAUUAUUUCUUUAAAGAGCUGCUUCAACUAUAAAUGUCUAUAGCUAGUAGCCCAGCCCUUCAAUGUGUAAUUUGAAUAAAUAUAUCUAUUUUCUGUGAAUUAUCCUGAAAGUUUUAAACAGAAUGACCUCAUAGUUUUUAAUAAAGAAUAUUAUUUACCUAAAAUGUGCUAGUAGCAUCUUGCCCAGCCAUAAGCAAUAAACUUGUCAAUAAUCUUAAUUUUGACAUUUCAAUAAAUGAUGGAAACUUUCUAUUUUAAGGGCAUGUAUCCCAUCUGUUGGAAUUAGUACUUUAAAAAGAAAAAAAGGCAGCUCUUCAGUGGAAUUAACAGUGAUAUAAAAUGUUUGAUACAGGCAGUACUUUUAUAAAAAAAAUGCCAGAAAUUGCUCCCUGUAAUUUUUUAAAUAAAAAGUCAAUUAUGAAUUAUGGUAAA
Messenger RNA from Marmota monax (woodchuck), 2530 nucleotides. It is a transcript of the gene Herpud2, whose product is annotated as HERPUD family member 2. The record is from RefSeq and is a predicted model, not a curated record. NCBI's taxonomy places the organism in Eukaryota, Metazoa, Chordata, Mammalia, Rodentia, Sciuridae. Bases 589 to 1797 code for a protein of 402 amino acids. Gene Ontology annotation, biological process: endoplasmic reticulum unfolded protein response. Gene Ontology annotation, molecular function: protein binding. The transcript is spliced from 9 exons.